This is a messenger RNA of Aspergillus fischeri NRRL 181, 1476 nucleotides long. RefSeq lists its product as uncharacterized. The transcript has 3 exons. The coding region runs from base 1 to 1476 and encodes 491 amino acids. The record is from RefSeq and is a predicted model, not a curated record. NCBI's taxonomy places the organism in Eukaryota, Fungi, Ascomycota, Eurotiomycetes, Eurotiales, Aspergillaceae.
AUGACGUCUCGGACGACUUCUAAAGGUUCCAAGUCUUCCGUAGAGAAAAAGGAAAAGAAAGAACAUGCCCAGGUACAGCCUGGUGCACAGAAGGAUGAUGAACCAAGUCGGAAUUACGCUCAGAAGUCACAUGGGGCUCUGAAUACUACGCGCAACUCGACCGAUCCUGACAAGAAGGCUCCCAACGUGUUUGAGUACCUCGAGGAUGAUGAAUCUUCAGAUGAUGGUAGCUCAUCGUCCGAUGCAGAAGAAAACGUGAGUGAGUCUUCAGGCCAGCCCUCGAACGUCCUCGAGACCUACCCAAAACAUACAUACCCUGGUCUCAACACCGAUGCUCGUACCAACACUUUGUCGCAGGGCCAGGCUCAUAGACAAACAAGCAUCCGUAGUCAAGACUCGACACUCAAGUCCAAGAGAUCGGCAAACUCACGGCAGCUACCUCAGGUUGAUGUAUCUCCGUCUACAGUGCCACUGCACCUGCCACGAAAUACAGCAGAUCGAAAGCUCUCCUUGGAAGAGAUAUACAACGUCCCCGGCGCACUCACCGACAGUCCAAAUCCUACCGGCAACUUGAAUUUGGAUCUUGCUACUUUGCCGGAGACUUACUAUCCUCCUCGAAACUCCUCUACGUCGCAUAGGCCUCCGCUUCCCCCAUCUCCUCCGCGAAGCCCCAAGGAGGAUCUUCACCGGACCGGCAGGAAGUCUCGGCGAGGUACCAAGUCGUCGCACAUACCUUGCGGUUACGGCAUUCUCUCCAGCCGACUAAGCUCGUCCUCCGACAGCAAGGAACCCCCCCUUCCACCUUUGUACCGCCGGUUCGAAGAUCUGAACCAUCGUGUCCUCUUUUAUCUCCAAGAUGAAAUUGCGCAAAUGGAAGAAGAUCUGAGAAUUCUCGACGAGUACGAAGAGAUGCAUCGGGUCGCCACCGCCGAACGGGAGGGAACGAAGAAGCUACCCGCUUCGAGACGCAUGGAUGCUCAAGCUCAGGUUUACUCGUCCUUGCAUUACAGACGGGUAGAGGUAAUGGGAGCCUUGAUUCACAAAACGGAGCAAUACAACAACGCCCUCGCAGCAUAUAGCCGAGUCCUGCAGACCAUACCCAGCGCCUCAGAUAAAGACAUCGAGACCUACCGCACGUGGAUGAAAGACCAUUCACCCAUUAUAACAGCCGAGUCCCGGUUCUUAGACCACGGCAAAGACCUGAUCUCCUUGUCGCCCCGCCGCGCACCUCCGACAGCCUCCGUCUACUCCGCCAUCAUCAUCGCCUCAGCCGCUAUCCUCCUCCCCUUACUAGCCUUCAGCAUGAUCUCCGAGUUCUCAGGUCGUCUCCUAGUGGUGGCCCUUGUCGGCGGGGCGGCUGCCGCGAUAGCAAUGAAUUAUUCGUCUGGUGCAGAGCACCUUGAGUCUCGCGAUGGAUGGAGGUCUGCAACAUUAUACUUUGGCUUCAUGACCAUAGCCGCCAUGUUUAUCCCUUGA